AACGGCCUCGCGUGGGGCCCCGGCGUCAUCAAGCACAGCACAGCGAGGAUUCUUCUCCCCCAAACGCCAAAAGCUUCAAACUGCAGUCCUCCGCCCACCACCACCAGACAGCAGCAGUCCGCCGCCCAGUCGCCGCCGCCGCCGCUAGCUCGCUCCGGCACUCGCCGCCGUCCGGCCUCACCCCGCCGUCGCGUUGGCCUCGACGGCCGCCUCCUCGCUCAGGAUGGCGAGGGAGCUCGCCGGCGCUCUGUGCCGCACCCCGGCGAGGGCUCCCGCAUCCGGGGUCGGGAGCGACGAGAACGCGCGGCCUGCCGGAGCUUCGGUUCCCGCCCCGGCGGAGCCCGUCGCGGCCUCCCGGUCCCCCCUCCGCGCUAUCCAGCCGCCGGGGCAGCCCCGGCGGCCGGUGCCGACGCCCAAGAAGGGUCCGGGGGUCAGGGAAGCGGGCAAGACACCGGCGCGGGUCGGCGCGGCGACCACUCCCCUUCGCCCGACCAAGAUCCCAAGGAAGCCGGAGCAGGUGCAGAGGUUGGGGUUCUCGACGACGGCGGCCAGUUCUGCGCAGGCCCAACGUUCCAAGCUCCGAGACUCCAUCUUGCUCCGGGAGGAGAAUCGCAAUGUGCAGAAUGUUUCGUCAACAUUGCAGCAAGAUGACUCUCAUGCACCUGCAAAAGAACAAGACAACUCAGAAGAUACAUUGAGCCUGCAGCUGGAGUUGGCCAUAAUGAAAACAAUUCUUCUGGAGGAGGUAAAAGCCCGAGCAGAAGCUGACGUAAGGGCAACUGCUUUAGGAGAUGAGCUGAAAGCAGUGAAUCAAUGUACCCUUGAAGCUUGCAGGCAGAAGGAAGCCACAGAAAAGGAACUGAAAUACACAACAUCUGUUUUAGAGGCCCUUGAAUCGGAGCACGUUAUUUUGAUUAAGGAAGUAGAGGAGCUGAAGAAGAACAAUCUGGAGCAGGUUAGUUUGAUAGAGGAACUAGAGGAGCUGAAGAAGAACAAUUUCCAAAGCCCAGUAUUUCGUAAGAAGAGGGAUGUGGAAACUCCGAUGUUAAACACGGAGCUUGAGCAAGAAAUGGAUGAAAUCCAUAGGCAGGCUAUGUGUGAAACGUCUGAGGUGAUUAUAUCCUUACAAAAUCAGUUGUCACUGCAACAUGAGCUAGAUGCCUGUAGCAAAAAAGAGUUGUUGGCCGCCAAACAAAGUCUUGUUUUGUUGGAUCAAUCCAUCGAAAUUCUUGUGCAGAAGGAGGUUCUUGAACAAUACUUUGUUUCAUUACUGAGGGGGAUGGAAGAAGAGACUCGUCAGCUGGAGUCCAAACUAGACCAGUCAAAUAGAUUCUAUGAAGGUAGAAUUAAAGAACUGGAGAUAAAGAUGCAAGAAAUGGAUUAUCAGGCUGGAGCAUUACUUAUUUCAUGGAAUAAAGAAAAAGAGAUAUCAGAGGAAAGGAAGACAUAUGCCGAAGAGAAAAAUAAAGUAAUCAAGCUAUUGGAGAUGUCUAAUGAGGAUGGCCAGAUUACUGUGUGUUCAUUGGAAGAAAAGGUGAAAUUACUCGAGGAAGAAGCAGAACAACUCAGAAGGCAACAGGAAAAACUAGAAAUGGAGCUGCAGAAUGCCAGGCAACAAUUGCUACUUGUGCCAUCCUCUAGGGAAGCAAAGAGCUCCCUGGAAGACAGAAUGGUUGAUUCACCUGACCCAACCAGGCACCCGAGUAAUAUAAACAAUGGGGUCCUGCGUUCUCAGGAGAGUAGAAUAGGUCGAAAGGAGCCUUUUGAAUCAGAGGUAAUGAUGGCAUUCUUUGAAGAGCAAAUGCAAGGAAGCUAUGCAAGCUCAUUAGGUGAUAUAUUCAAAGAAGCUGCAGAAGAUUCUCUUCCUACCUCACAUUCUCUUCCACACAUUACAAGCCAAAUAAAGCCGAAUCCAAAUGCAGUUGAGGAGGCAGUCGAGCUAGACACUGUAGCUGUUGAGUCAACUCCUCUGGUGGAACACCGAGACGAGCCUGGUGAGCCUUCUUCAGAUGAGUGCAUGCAGGAGUCCGACCCGUCAGGUCUAGAGAUGGCAAAGCCACAUUCAUUAGAAAGGGAUUUCUGGUCAGAGAACUCGGAGUUUGAUUCAGAAGAGCAAGUGCCGCCUCCAGCUGUGGAGUCAGUGAUUGAAGUUCUGAAGGAGAAUGAGUUGCCUCCAGUUUCUCUAGUGCGUCCCGAUGAUCCGGUGGACUACACUCAAGCCCCUUUUUUGCUGAAGAGGCUUAGAAGCAGGAACCACUACGAGGGGCAUAGGACAGCAACAGACAAGAGAUUCUGGUCCAUUGAGCAGCAGGACUUGUACAACUCCAUAUACAGUAAGGCCAAGUUGUUUCAUAUGCAGUGGAUAGACUGGGACUAUAUUGAUAGCAUAGAUGAGUUUUCUGGUGUCAGACAGAGAUGUGCCCAUGUGGGGCUUGAGCAGAUGAUGAGUUACCAUUGUGAUUGGGACAUCGAACUGAUUCGGCAGUUUUACUCCACAGUUUAUAUCAGCGAUGACAAUAGCUCUAUUACUUGGAUGGCAGAUGGCAGGAGGGUCACUACCAACAAAAGAGCAUGGGAGGAGACAUUUGGCAUUGCUGGCAGCAUUCACACUGCAAGAAUUCACUCAGAGUUUUUCUUUGAUGAUGAUGACAAGAGGAUCAUGUACACAGCUGCAGAAUGCACAGUAGGCCAAACCAGGGGUCUCUCUCCAUUGGCUAGCAUAGCCAAUAAGAUUAUUUGGAAAACCAUCUAUCCCAGGUCUGGAAGUAUCUGCGGACACAACUGGAACCUCCUACGUCAUAUUGUGGAGCAGCAUCCAUUUGACAUCAUUGCUUUGAUCUUCGAUGAGAUUGAGUUGCUUAUUUCAGAUCUCAGUCGCACUAACCUCUUGUAUGCACCAUACAUCAUGGGGAUGAUCAUGCGAGCUUUUGAAUAUGAUGGACCUAGAGAAACCAGGCACGAUAUCUACAAGCCCAGGCCCGACAAGCCAAAGAAGACAAAAAAAGUUAGUCGUCCACUGGCACCUGCAGUAGUUGCACCUUCUGAGCCACCACCUUCAGCAUGUCAGCCGGAGGUAGAGGCCAAUGUUGAGGCAGAUGACCACAGCCAGUUCGGGGAAGCCGGACACCGGCCCCAGGGAGAGGCAGUGCAGCAUACCAAUGCCUCCUUGUCUUCUCAGAUCCUAGCUCCACGCUCCUCCCUGACACCUUCCCUUGAGGCUACCACUCCCUCACCGCCUCCGGCCCCAGCUGCAUUUCCUGAGCAGGCCAGCAUGAUGCACGCCGGCCUCCGGUGCUUCAGCUCAGCCAGCUGUUUUGGGGCCAAGUCCUUUUAGUCACUUUAGUUGGUAUCAAAGAGAUAAGCGAUGGGUUUAUGUGCUGUCCUUGAUGUCUACCUUGCACUCGUAUUCUGGUUAUUUUGUCUAUAUAUAUCUUGGACUUGUUCACCAUGUAUAUUCUUCUAUCAAGAAAGACCUUGAGAAGAGCGUAUCGAGACUUGAGAAAUCAUUACUAUGAAGGCAUAUGUGUGCCCACUCUGUCUUGUGUGCACUUAGUCAGGGUCCUUGGUCUUCUAAAUUAUAUAUGUGUAUGAUUUUGCAGCUUUUGAUCUUCUUUCAUUGUGGGUUAGGAAUUUGGUUAAUGUGUUCAGAGUCAGGGAGGAACAAGCUCCUAUUCAGCAGCAUCAAGUUGAGUUAUUGGCUAUUGAUCUUGGCUCAGGCUUCACUUUUGUAAUUGUGCUCCUGUCCUGUACAUAAAUAAUCUUCAUGUGUCCAUACUCGAGAAAAAUGUGUCCAGGAACUUAUGAUUCUGAAUAUCGGAGUCUGAUUCAGGAAGACCCUUUUUUCGAAGAAGAAUGGUCCAGGAUCAGAUGGUUAGCCGCUUGGCCAGUGAGGGGUGCUAGCUGUGGGAUGGGCCACAUGGUGGUGAGCAUCAGCUGCUUGCGAAAAUGCUUGCGCGGGACAAGAACCGGCUGGCAUGGCAUGUGUUGGUUCAACUUGGGACUUGGCUUCUGGGCUUUAAAAUUCUUCGCUGGGCGCCGUCAGGUGGUGUUUGGUGCCUGAUUUGAUCUGGUCUUGAGUUUGUGCUGGACAUGCAGUUAGGGUAGUUAGUAAUAGAUACCUCCUCCUCUGGUCUUUGAGUUUCUAACCGGUUGCUGGAAUCAGUGGAAUAUGGCUAAAUUUCAUCAUGAUAUUUGUUUGUGUCCCUCUCUAGCACAUUGAAGUACAGUUUCAGGAAGCUGUUAUUGUUUUUUUUUUUUGCAUAGAUGGGCAUGUCAAGUGUACAUUUGGGGGGGCAUGUAAGUGCCUCAUUUUAGACCUAAGUUUCAGUACUUUUUUAUCAAACUGGUGGUGCUCAGAGCGUCAUAUACUCA
Messenger RNA from Triticum aestivum (bread wheat), 4371 nucleotides. RefSeq lists its product as uncharacterized. The transcript has 7 exons. The record is from RefSeq and is a predicted model, not a curated record. Lineage: Eukaryota; Viridiplantae; Streptophyta; Magnoliopsida; Poales; Poaceae. Bases 224 to 3334 code for a protein of 1036 amino acids.